Carassius carassius (crucian carp) is the source of this 3674-nucleotide messenger RNA. RefSeq names its product DNA (cytosine-5-)-methyltransferase 3 alpha a (gene dnmt3aa). Gene Ontology annotation, cellular component: nucleus; cytoplasm. Gene Ontology annotation, biological process: negative regulation of DNA-templated transcription. Lineage: Eukaryota; Metazoa; Chordata; Actinopteri; Cypriniformes; Cyprinidae. The transcript has 21 exons. Gene Ontology annotation, molecular function: S-adenosylmethionine-dependent methyltransferase activity. The record is from RefSeq and is a predicted model, not a curated record. Bases 90 to 2996 code for a protein of 968 amino acids.
UGUUGUGUUUGGUUUCUUAGGGGAGAAGGAGGAUUUGAUGGUCAGAAGGUGGAUCAGUUUCAUCGCCACACAAGUCCCUCAGCAUUUUAAUGUCUUUUAUUUCAUUUGUUUUGAUUACAAAUGCAUCGAUCAGGCCUGUAGUGUGUUUUUGUUUCAUCAUGCCUCUUGAUCUGGACUGUGACGCAGCGGAGAACAAAACGAGUCCAGAGGCUAAACAAAAAGUGUGUGAGGUCACACAUGAAGAGAGAGUGACGGACACACCAACACGAAGAGUCGGACGACCCGCACGAAAACGUAAAGCACCAGGAGUGGAUAGUUGUGGGAGUGUGAUUGAGGGUGUGGCCUGUAUGAAGCAGGCGGGGUGUAACGGUGAAGCAGAGAAUCGGGUUUCAAAGAAAAACCUUGAACAGAGCGACUCCUCCCCUGACUCCACCCACCAAAACGGCACAGACACGCCUUCUGGAGCAGACGGAGACUCUGCCCCUUCCACUCCACGGAAGAAACGAGGGAGACGGAAACUCCAGCACCCGGAGCGACACAUUGAAGAGGACGAUACCAGCAGCGACACCAGCAGAGGAGAGAGCGACGGGGGUCGUCUGAGGGGCCGGCAGGGCUGGGACAUCAGUUUGAGGAGACGUCCCGUACAAAGAGAAACCUUCCAAGCCGGAGACCCCUAUCAUAUUAGCCGCAGAGAGAAAGAGGAGUUGCUCGCCCGCUGGAGGAAGGAGAAGGUCAGAGAGACACCAGAAGAGGAGAAGGCCCAACUGGGGAUCACCAUGAGUGACAUAAUGGACGACCAAUCAGCUGUGGGCUCUCAGAAGGAGGAGGAGUCAGCUAUCAACCUCCCAUCCACACCCACACCUCAGCAGCAGCACACUGACCCCGCCUCCCCAACGGUUGCCACGACACCCGAGCCGCCUCCCGUCGCCUGCGGCAACAAAGUGAUGACGAGAUCCUCAGAGAUAGAUCUGGAGUAUGAGGAUGGCCGUGGGUUCGGGAUCGGAGAGCUGGUUUGGGGGAAGCUGCGGGGAUUCUCCUGGUGGCCCGGCCGGAUCGUGUCUUGGUGGAUGGCAAGCCGCAGUCGGGCCGCUGAAGGCACCCGCUGGGUCAUGUGGUUUGGUGAUGGCAAAUUCUCAGUGGUGUGUGUGGAAAAGCUGUUGCCCUUGAGCACAUUUUGCACGUCUUUUCAUCAGCCCACCUACAACAAACAGCCCAUGUACAGAAAAGCCAUCUAUGAAGUUUUACAGACGGCAGGUAUGCGUGCCGGGAAACCGUUCCCUGUGUGUGUGUCCGCCGAUGACCCGGACAUAUCGAACAGUGUUGAAGUGCUCACGCAGCAGAUGAUUGAAUGGGCCAGCAAUGGGUUUCUCCCUUCUGGUGCCAAAGGCCUGGAGCCGCCACCAGCGGAGCGGAGCCCUUAUACUGAGGUGUAUCCAGAGAUGUGGGUGGAGCCUGAGGCCGCUGCGUACACGGCUCCGCCCCCUGCCAAGAAACCCAGGAAGAACAGUGUCGAGAAACCCAAAAUCAAAGAGAUUAUUGAUGAAGGAACUCGAGAGAGACUCGUGUAUGAAGUCAGACAAAAGUGUCGCAAUAUUGAAGAUAUUUGUAUUUCCUGUGGAAGUCUGAACGUUGCACUAGAACAUCCUCUGUUUAUCGGAGCCAUGUGCCAGAGCUGCAAGAACAGUUUCCUGGAGUGCGCGUAUCAGUACGACGAUGACGGUUAUCAGUCAUACUGCACCAUCUGCUGCGGAGGACGAGAAGUGCUCAUGUGUGGGAACAACAACUGCUGCAGGUGUUUCUGUGUGGAGUGUGUCGAUCUGCUCGUGGGGUCCGGAUCCGCACAGGCCGCUAUCCGUGAAGACCCCUGGAACUGCUACAUGUGCUGCAGCAGGAACGUCUCAGGCAUCCUUAGACGCAGAGAUGACUGGCCCUCACGACUGCAGCUGUUCUUCGCCAACAACCACGACCAGGACUUUGAACCGACAAAGUUGUAUUCACCAAUGGCAGCAGAGAACAGGCAGCCAAUCAGAGUGCUUUCUUUAUUUGAUGGCAUCGCUACAGGGCUGCUGGUGCUGAAGGAUCUGGGCAUUCAGGUGGAGCGGUACGUAGCGUCAGAGGUGUGUGAGGACUCCAUCACGGUGGGGAUCGUGCGACACCACGGAAAGAUCAUGUAUGUGGGAGACGUCAGGAACAUCACACACAAACAUAUUCAGGAGUGGGGGCCGUUUGAUCUUGUGAUCGGUGGAAGCCCCUGUAACGAUCUGUCCAUCGUCAACCCUGCCAGGAAAGGCCUGUUCGAGGGCACUGGGCGUCUGUUCUUCGAGUUCUACCGGCUGCUUCAUGAAGCGCGACCCAAAGAAGGAGACGAGCGACCGUUCUUCUGGCUGUUUGAAAAUGUUGUCGCCAUGGGAAUCAGUGACAAGAGAGACAUCUCACGCUUUCUGGAGUGUAAUCCAGUAAUGAUCGAUGCCAAGGAGGUGUCUGCCGCACACAGAGCGCGAUACUUCUGGGGAAACUUGCCUGGAAUGAACCGGUACAACUGCUUGAAAAUCUGCUGUAUGAGCAAGAUAAGAUGUGAAUGUUUCAGUUACAGUACAUGUGAAACAGGCAUGAAGAGUGAACAUCAGAAAAACAAGGGAACAAACUCUCUCUGUCUCUCUCUCAGUCCUUUGACUGCCAUGAUGAAUGAUAGACUCGAGCUGCAAGACUGUCUGGAACAUGGACGCACAGCUAAGUUCGGGAAAGUGCGAACCAUCACAACUCGCUCAAACUCAAUAAAACAAGGCAAAGACCAGCACUACCCCGUCUACAUGAACAAUAAAGAGGAUAUCCUGUGGUGCACGGAGAUGGAGAGAGUUUUCGGCUUCCCCGUCCAUUACACAGAUGUGUCCAACAUGAGUCGUCUCGCCAGGCAAAGGCUUCUGGGAAGGUCGUGGAGCGUGCCUGUGAUUCGCCACCUCUUCGCUCCGCUGAAGGAGUAUUUUGCCUGUUACUGAAGCUCCACCCACCACACAUCAUGAUGGCGUCGUGACAUCCCUCCUCUUCCUUUCCUGCAUAUCCAAUAAGUUCCACCUUCUUGUGGUUUCCAUUUUUGCUUGUGGCCUCUGAAUGGCUGGUGCUAUUCUAAUAUUACUAUUCAAUCCACUAGACAGCCACAUUUCAGAUAUUUAUUUGAAAACAAUUUAUUUGAGUCCAGACUUUUUUAUUUUCUUGUAUUUUAUUGUCCGUCGGUUUAGGGUUUUAUUUUUUUUCAUGUUCCAACUGUGACAACUCUUUCUCUCUCACACAACUGACAGAGGCAACAUGUGUGUGUGUUUGCAAGUGUAUGUUUGUCCGAGUGUGAAAAUAUAGAGCACAAAGCACUGGAUGACAAGGUGUGAAACAGAAGCAGACGCUCUUUGAAUACUCAAAGCAGACGAAUCCCGUCCCCCAACCCUAAAACUUAUGUUACCCCAUGAACUAACCAGGUAUGAUAUGGAAAUUUUCAAGAAUCAAGUCAUAAAUUGAUGUUUAAUAUAGAAAGAAUCUAACAGAAAAUAUGUCUAGGUCAUAUUUCAUCCUGAUACCAAAAGUAAAAGAAAAAAAAGUAAAUGAUUUGCAUUAUUUCAUUGACAAUUAAGCACAUUUACCCAAUAAAAUCUCAUAACUGUAUUUCAUAUAUAUAUAUAUAUAUA